This is a messenger RNA of Osmerus eperlanus (European smelt), 3052 nucleotides long. It is a transcript of the gene sytl5, whose product is annotated as synaptotagmin-like 5. Gene Ontology annotation, biological process: intracellular protein transport; exocytosis. The coding region runs from base 487 to 2742 and encodes 751 amino acids. NCBI's taxonomy places the organism in Eukaryota, Metazoa, Chordata, Actinopteri, Osmeriformes, Osmeridae. Gene Ontology annotation, cellular component: exocytic vesicle; plasma membrane. The record is from RefSeq and is a predicted model, not a curated record. Gene Ontology annotation, molecular function: small GTPase binding; phospholipid binding; neurexin family protein binding. The transcript has 18 exons.
CCCCCUCCACACGGGAACACCCCGGCUGCUGUGCGGAGACACCGGGGAGAGGACCACUACAGCUGUGUUCAAAGCACACCGAGACCGUGACUGAUACGAACCUGCGGUACCAGGGUUAGGGUACUCGGAGUCCGGUUCUUUUCUCGAUGCUCCUUUUCACUGCCAGUGCAUCACAGCAAAGUGUCUCAGGAUCUCUCUGAAGCAUCUCAAGAGACCAAGAAAGCAACCCUCUGAAGAACCGUAAAGAACCUUGAGAACGUUCCUCAGUCCCACAAUUCUCACACUAAUAGGACAGAAACCCACAUGCUCGAAGAACACGUAAACAGAACCGUAGGACAACCCCAACAGAACCACAAGAGAACCCUGCCAGAACCCCAACAGAACAUCUGAGAGGUAAUGUAGCUGGCUCAUGACACCCUGAGUGUGACCACAUCCCCAGAACUAGCCUUGGCUGCUCUGAUUGGCUAGCUAUAGAGGAAAGGACCUAUGGCGGGGGAAGAGCUGAAUCUGUCCUUCCUAUUGGAGGAUGAGCGUCAGGUGAUCCUGAACGUGCUGCAGAAGGAUGACAAGUUGAGGAAGAGAGAAGAGAAGAGGGUUAGGAAGCUGAAGAACGAGCUGGUGGAGAUCAAGCGGAAGGGCUCGCGGCGCCCCCAGGAGGUCGGGGAGCGUCAGUGCUCCCGCUGCCUGAAGAGCCUGGGUCUGAUCUUCGACCGGGGGGACCUGUGCCAGGAGUGCCAGCAGCGCGUCUGCAACACCUGCCGGGUCUCCUCGCCCACCGGACGCCAGUGGAAAUGCUCCGUCUGUGCCAAGAUCUCGGUGCUGAAGGUGGUGACGGGGGAGUGGUUUAUGGAGGAGCGCUCCCGGAGAUUCGACCAGGGGACUGUGCUUGGCAGCGACGUGGUCAAGAAGACCAUCAUGAACAGCCCUGCAGCCUCCCCAGCAAAGACAGAUUCUCCCAAAUCAGAGCGCUCGGACACGCCCAAGUCAAACAUCGCCACCAAGGGAAGCACAACGGACGGGACCAAGAAAAAAGGGCUGAGGCUCGGUAAGAGAGCCAGUCGGCCCAGCAUGAAGCCAGAGACCGGAGCAGAGAGCAAGAGUGUGUGUUCAUCUCCGGACACAGACACACACAGCGUACGCAGCGCUCGCUCCGGCCCGCGCUCCGCCCCGCGCACACACAAGGGCAGUGCUGUGGCCCUGGAGCCCUCGGGGUUGCCCACCGUGCCCAACAACCUACGUCCCUCCUCCCAGACGCUGGACAGAGACCGCUCACCUACACCCAGCAGCAGCAGCAGGAGGGUCAGGCCUGAUGGAGCAGAAAGUGUGGCCAGUUUCCACUCCAGCGACAGUGUCUCUGACAAGAUGUCCGCAGGCCACCGGCGGACUGAGUCUGACACCCCGACCAUUGCCGUAUCCAGGGCGUCCGUCUCUUCAGAUCGUAGCCGUUCUGAGGUGGACCUGUCACUUCCUGCUCCUGAAGUGUUGAAUGAUGACGCCUUCAGUCUCAGAAGUCGCUCUGUCCCCGGGCUCAACGACACGGAGUAUUCUGAGGAGGAACGGGACGAGGACAUUGAUGCUCUGAUGUCAGCACACAGCAAGGUCACCAGCCGACGCCUUAGCAACGCCAUGUCCAUGUCGUCCACUCCUGGCUCAGAAAGGAGGUGGGGCUACCUCAGUGUGCCCGACUCAGACGCAGAGACUAGCAGUCUCAACAGUAUGAUGAGCAUGUACAGUGAGACUGGUGACUAUGGCAACGCGCGGGUGAGUGGUGAGAUGCUGUUGAACAUCAGCUACAGCUACAAGACGGGGGCUCUCAACGUGACCGUAAAGGAGUGUCGCAACCUCGCCACGGGGGACGACAGGAAGCAACGCACAGACGCCUAUGUCAAGGCUUACCUCCUCCCAGACAAAUCUCGACAGAGCAAGAGGAAGACCAGCAUCAAGACCAACACCACCAACCCGGUCUUCAACGAGAACCUGAAGUACGUGAUCAGCCACUCCCAGCUGGAGACCAGGACGCUGCAGCUCUCGGUGUGGCAUCACGACCGCUUUGGACACAACCGCUUCCUGGGGGAGGUGGAACUCAGCUUCGACUCCUGGGAGUUCGACACCCAGCUGGAGGAGUGGUACUCCCUGCAGCCCAAGCUGGACAGUGCCAUGGACUCCAUGCUGCAGUACAAAGGAGAGCUGACCGUGGUCCUGAAGUACAUCCCUGCAGAAAAGAACCUCACACUCCCCCUGGACCAGGUCCAAGUGAAGAAGGGAUUCCUCAAAGGGAAGAAGACCAGCAUCCAGCUGCCUAAAGGAGGGAUGGUGGAGCUGCUGAUCAAGGAGGCCAAGAACCUGACGGCCGUCAAGUCUGGAGGCACCUCCGACCCCUUUGUCAAAGGGUACCUGCUGCCUGACAACAGCAAGUCCACCAAGCACAAGACAGCAGUGGAGCGUCGAACCGUCAACCCCCAGUGGAACCACACGUUCACCUACUGUGGUCUGCAGCCGGGGGAUCUGAACAACGUGUGUCUGGAGCUCACCGUGUGGGAUAAGGAGGCCCUGGCCAGCAACGUGUUCCUGGGGGGGGUCAGACUGGGCGCAGGGACAGGCCACAGCUACGGGAACGAGGUGGAGUGGAUGGACUCUUACGGGGAGGAGCAGCGUCUAUGGCAACAGAUGAUUGACAACCCCGAGGUUCCACACGAGUGUACCCUGAUGCUGAGGCCCAGCAUGUGCAAGUACCAGACAUGAGAGAGGGGGCGGGACCCAGAGGGCCACAGUUCUAUCCUGCAAUACACAGCUGAUGAGCACACCCCUCUCCAUGACCCCUGACCUUAGCAUUUCCACUUCCUGUUUGGACCAGCCAGUCAUGCCUUACUGACACACGCAUCCAAGCAGCCCUCUGCCCUCCUCUGCAUCCAGUUAUGACCAAGCACUGCUACUACUACAACUACUGUUGUGUAUUAUGACAUGAAUUACAUGUAGAUAACAUACUGAGUAAGCACAUAAGCAGUGUUUCACAUAAGCACAUUGCACUUAUACAACCAAGGGGAGUAUCUGG